AUGGAUUUAAAAGUAUACAGUUCACAAUUUCAUCUAAGCGAUAUUUUAUAUGGUUUCAGGUCAUCAGGUAAUCAAGAAAUUGAUUCAGACUAUAAUCUUAAUUACAUAAAGAAGCAUAAUAAUCAUAGUGAAAGCGCUAUGAAAAAAGAAUUGAAGAAAGCUCAAGAACUACAAAAUUCAAAUUGUACAUCAGACAUGGAUCAAUGUGAAGUAGAAAGGCGUUUAUAUGAAACUGAGACCAAUAAAAUUGAUGAUAACUUGAAUAGUUUAAACAAACCAAAUUCCUCACUUACAUCUAAUCAGUAUAAUAGUAUUGACAACCAUAACUAUUAUAAUGCAUCAACAUCGUCGUUUAAUGCGAAAAUAAGUUACACUAGUGAAGAAUCUAUAAAUAAUUUACCAAAUGCGAAAUCAAAGGAUCAUCAGCGUCAUCUUUGUAAUAAUAAUUUAUAUACAAUACAACUUAGAGAUCAACCUCUAGUUUGCUUAAAUAUGGGUGGUGUUAAACGCUUGUGUUUAGCACAAAUUUCAUCCACACUGUUAAAACAAUAUUCAUAUAAUGAAAUACAUAACAGACGUGUUGCAUUAGGUAUUACAUGCGUUCAGUGUACACCAAGCCAACUAGAGUUAUUAAGGGAAGCUGGUGCGAUGCCUGCAUCAUCAAGACGCUGCGGUACAAUUACGUAUAGAGAAGCUGAAAGAUUGGUCAAAUCGUUUUUAGAUGAACCACAACAUCCUAAACUACCAGAAAAUUUUAUAUUUCAAGUGGUACAUCAUUGUGGAUGGGGAUGCCAAGGUUCUUUUUCACCGUCAAGAUAUACUAGUUCCAGAGCUAAAUGUAUACGUUGUUACAUUUGUCAAAGUUAUUUUUCACCAAAUAAAUUUAUUUUUCAUUGUCAUUCACCAAAAACAAAUGACAAUGUUUCACUGAAAGCAAUGUAUCGUCAUCCAGAUGCGGCAAAUUUCAAUGCGUGGAGACGUCAUUUAUUUUUAAUUGAUCCUAAUCCACCUCUUGAAGUUAUUUAUGCUUGGGAAGAUGUUAAAGCUAUGUUUAAUGGUGGAAAUCGUAAACGUUCCCCCAUAUUUCAUAUUAAUCAGGCAAUGUCAUCACCUACUACCACAACUACUUCUACAAAUAAACAUAGAAGUAUUGAUGAUUCAACAUUUGUGGUAAAUGGCUUAACUAUAAGCAGCACCCACAGUCUGCUAAACGAUUCGAAUUCGAAACAGUAUAGGUUGUAUUCAUGUACAACAAAUUGGAGUGACAGUAUUCACUCAAAUAAUGAAGCAUCAUCGUCGUCCUCAUCAUCACAUGUAUAUGAUUUAGGUAAAUCAGUCAAAACACACAUACAAACAGAUGCUUCCGUACCAACGAAAAGGGCGAAAACAGACUUUAUGAUUGAAAAUAUGAUGAAAAGUCAAUCAUUGAAUAAUACAAAAAAACGUCAAAUUCAUAAAAAAUAUGGGGAAAAUCCAAGAGAAAUACUCGAGGAAUACCCCAAAUUUAUGCUUCAUCUGGAAACUGAUGUUCAAAAUAAUUACACUUCACAGAGUUCCGAUAUUCACCCUGAAAAAGAUUUUGAUAAGACGCAUGAUCAUACAUCUAUUGACUCAAAUGAGAUUAUAAAUUUUAAUCCGUCUAAGCAUUUCAUCAGAAAUUCCAAUACAUUAUCUACAUGCGCUUCACUGGUACCUAAUCAGUCAUAUAUAGAUGGAAAUAUGACAGGAUAUUUUCUAAAUACAUGGCCUUCAAUAUUCUUAUUUAACCAACUGAUGUAUGGUCCACAAUAUUGUACUCAAUUACAAGGAUCCUCAGACUCCGCAAUGUACACUCCAUUUUCAUCUGACUGUAUUCUGAAUUUAAAUAAUUUACAAAGAGGAACAAGUAUAACUAAUCAAAUUGAUACAAAAGUGACUAAUGUUAAUUUAAUUAGUGGUAUCACUGAAAAGUCCUCUUAUGUAAGCCAAAAGGACUUAUUUCAAUCCUCACUAAUCACUUCCAUUUCAGCGUCACAAUAG
Schistosoma curassoni is the source of this 2019-nucleotide messenger RNA. The record is from the annotation of a GenBank genome assembly. Lineage: Eukaryota; Metazoa; Platyhelminthes; Trematoda; Strigeidida; Schistosomatidae.